Molecule: messenger RNA, 2342 nt
Organism: Aplysia californica (California sea hare)
Lineage: Eukaryota; Metazoa; Mollusca; Gastropoda; Aplysiida; Aplysiidae
Source: RefSeq, a predicted model, not a curated record
UACAUUCAAAAUAUAAUAACGUAGUUUCCAUUGUGGUCUCGAAAUGGCGAGCUUUCGAAUUUGUGGAAUAUUACUUUUGUUAGGAGCAGCCCAGUUCUGCCAAUCUAUUGUCUUCGACGGAAUUUUACCUCUCGGUGAUGAUGGCCACUUACACGAUAUCAUCAGUAGACGUGAAAACGGGGCCACAAACUCAGAGGAAAACCAGGAAGUGACGACACAGUCAUGGCUGACAAUCCUGGAGAUCCGUCGAGAGUUUGAUUCUGGUCGAGUCAAGUUCAGUAUACGCUACAAGGCCCCUGGCGGCCUGAGGGUCACCGGGGUUUGGCAUGACCCACGAGAACCCAUGGCCUCCAAAAAAAUCAACACAACAACACCCUCAGACCAACCAGAGGCAGUUCUGGAGAGCCAAUUUGAAACAACGCCGAGAUCUGAUGAAAUCGUCACUUUGUUUCUGAAAACGAGCCUUGCAGGGUAUAACCUCAGACUUCAGAACGCCUUAUCUGGAGACAAGGUUCAGACGUCCGACUUCGCGAACAAACCGUUCCUCGUUUCACCAGCUGGAGAUAUUGUUUACGAGGCAGGAGAGGACACCGUUUUUCAAGUGACGCAUCCUCCGUAUUUGCCCUUUACUUCGUAUCGCUACGGCAGUGAACCACAUCUCAACGUGGACUUGAGUCUGGUGAAUUUGCAGACGGGAGUGUUCCAGGCAGGGUACCAAACGAAACCUGGUUUCCUUACUGUCAGAAGAGGGAUACCCACGCUGUACAAUCAGACUGAUACCAUGACGCUGAAGACAUCGGAGUUCCCAACUAGUGGCUUGAUGAGGUUUUACUUACUUACCCAGACUCAGAACCCUGAGGACCUCUUGACUGAAGCGCAGGUGGGCGUUAAGAAAAUUCUGCGACCUUCCUCUCAAGGCGGCCCAUUCCCAUCUGGAUAUAUCUCAAUUUUGGACAGUGAGCAGUUGGCUGGUCGCACCACCGAGGAGGAAGACACCACGUUCUGUAGAGUCGGCGGUUUCAGAUGCCAAAUCUUUUGCUAUGCUGUGGGUACAGGGCUAGCCAACAUCUCCCUUGGACGGCUGGACGAAGACGGAGAGAUAAUGCAAGAGAAGAUUGGACGGUCGAGAUCCGAUGCACGAUCAAGGCAGACCCUCAGCCGAGCGUCAACAUGAGCGUGAGCAGAGAGACCGGGUCAAGUCCUUACUUGAGGCCGCCCAUCGCUACCCAAGUGCGUCAAGACGUAUGGGCGUAUUCUGUCUUUGUGACGUACGGUGAUGACGUGAAGGGCAAUGUCACGGGCGGGUAUUGCACGGGAGCCCAGAAAAAGGGAAAGAACCCAAACCUUACUGCCUAUUACUUGAAUUAUUUGUGGCUUCGUGACGAACGUAAUCCUCUCUAACUAAAGCGUUAGCAAUAACGAAAAAUCUGGCAAGGGAUAAAAGCUGAUUUGUAAUUUAAAAAAUACUGAUAAUAAUGACGAUGAGGAUAAUAAUAAUAAUAAUAACAACAACAACAACAAUAAUAAUAACAAAAACAAAAAUAAUAAAUAAAUAGAAAUAGAAUAGUAGAUAAAGCCAUUGAUUUCUCACGUAAUUUAACGAUUGAGUUUUCACAGAUUAAUUUAGAUCAAACGAAUGAUCACUAUGAUUAUAUGAGUGUUUGAUUUCUCCAAAUAAAUACACAUUUUUAAAAAUGUAUUCGAACAAUAUUAUAGUAUGCUUGGAAAAGGCCCAAAGCUAUAUGAGUGCAAUUCAGAGGAAAUAACUCUCUGUUAACUUCUAUCUCUGAGGUAAUGUUAGGCUUUUUGUACAAUGGAGAACACAAAUUUCUAUAAAAAGAAAUGCAUCGACCAAAUGAUGGUUCUUUAGCGCUGGACAAAAGCCAAACUGGCCAUAGUAAAGAGCGAAAGGAGAGUAAAAAAGUGGGAUCUACAAGUGGUGCUUUUGGGUACCGACGGAGAAAAAUACCUGUUGAUCAAUUCUAAACGUUUAAAAUUUUAUUUAACGUCCGUCACUGAUCGUGAUAAAUAAGGUGUACAGAGGGUAUUGAUCUAAUUGUGUGAAGUGUAGUUCUGUGACACCACUACCUACACCGUUUGGUCAAGAAUACACCACGAAGUUGUUUGGAUUUUAGCAACCGUCGUAAUUGCCUUACAUUUAGAGUGUAGGCAAAUAUUUUCGUAGAAUUUAUUAAUAAGCAUAUUGAAUGUAUUCCAAUUCAAGCAAUGUUCUAGAACAGUGUCUCCAUCGUCGGUCCUAAACCUGCAUGUUAUUCCCUGAUCCUUUCUGUCUAACGAAAGCUAUAAUUUUCUUCGGUGAAUAAAGUAAAGUGAAAUGAAAA